CUCUUUAAAGUAGGAAAGGCCUCAAAUCCCCACCAUCGGACGCAGCGGGAGAGCAUCCGACGACGGCGUCUCCAGAGGAGCGACGAGUGCGUGACCCCCUGCGUUUUAUCUCUGCAGUUCCACUUCAACCCGGCCCAGUCCGUCCUGGUGAUGGAGGGGGAGGACUUGGAGAACACAAACGCCGCCGUGAGGAAAGUCUCCUACAUAAACUCUCGUCAGUUCCCCACCUCGGGGGUCCGGCGCCUGCGGAUCUCCACCGCCGUCCAGUGCUUCGGUGAAGACACCUGCAUCACCAUCCCGGACAUCGACGCGGUGGUGAUGGUGCUGCAGCCCAGUGAGCCCCGGAUAACCAUCACGGGGGCGGAGCGCCUGAAUCGCCCCGCCUCCGACUUCCGGGCGCCGGCGGGCGCGGCUCUGUUUAAGGACCUGCACAUCGUCAGCGCCGUCACCAGAGCGGACGCCACCACCCUUCACGCAGCCCGGCGACCCGGCGUGCAGGAGGAGAUCAUCCACAACUUGGACUACUGUGACAUCCUGGUGUUGGGCGAGGAGCUGAGGCCGGAGCAGGAGUCCCUCCAGCUGAAGCGCAGCGCUCUGCUGGGAAAACACCUGGACGCCACCAACUCCACCUCCGGCAUGUCCGUGUACGGCGUGGACUCCAUGUCCAACUACGAGCAGGUGAUCCGACAGGUGCGUUACAGUAAUGUCCUCCCCGGGCAAAUAACGGAGAGACGGUUCCGCCUCACCUGCUCGGAGCUCAACGGCCGCUACACCAGCAACGAAUUCAACCUGGAGGUGAGCGCGCUCCACAGUGCCGAAGCGGCGCCGCGCGUCAAUCACCUGGUGGCCCCGCCUCAGUACAUGCAGGUGAUGCGCCACCCGUCCACCAUGCAGGACCUGUACCCGGGCCACGGCUCAGCCGCGCCGAGCGCCGCCACCGUGGCGAUCGUGAUGUGCAUCGCCGCCCUGGUGGCGGUCAUGGUGCUGGGCGUCUACCGCAUCCACCUGACCCACCAGCAGGAGGUCAAGCUGGCGGAGACGGCGAGAGACGCCGAGGAGACCUGGGACGACUCCGCCCUGACCAUCACGGUCAACCCGAUGGAGAGUCUGGCGCAGCCGCACGCCGCAGAGGAGGAGGCCAGCGAGGAGGAGGAGGAGGAUGAGGAAGAUGAUGAGGAGGAGGACGAUGACAUCACCAGCGCCGAGUCAGACGACAGUGAAGACGAAGCGGACGUCCAGUUACCCAGGAUGCAACGCCAGAGCAAGAGGGGACAGAACUGGGACAAAACAACGAUAUCUUAUUGAGACGCACCUUCACAGUCACUCACACUCGCACACAACGUGCACACAAUGUGCAACACGUCCCCUGAAACCUCAAAUCAGAUGGUUGAAAUACAAAGACUAUGUAAUGUUGAUGCUCUAAAAAUGAGGUCACAGCGCCCCCUGCUGGAAGACGCCACUGCAACACAACGAUUUAACAACAAAAACUAAUCACAUUUUAUACAGCUGAUCAAAAAAGACACAAAACUAAAACCGCUCGUCUGUCAAAUGACUUUUAUCCGUCUUAAGGGGACAGCUCACCAAAAUAAGGGCGCACCCUAAAAGCACCUCUGUCCCGUCGCAGUCUUUAGUGAAAUGUAGUUCUUUAAAUCUCAUUUUGUCGAUUGAACCCUGCUAUGUAUGUUCAGUUUAAUGUCACGUGUUCCACGGGGAGAUUUAUAAACGUUUAUUUAAGAAAACUGAGUUGCAAGAGUAAAGAAACAGACUAUUUUUUGGUUUGUAUACUUCAUGUUAUUUAUCAGCCUACGAGGCGCAGCCAGGGGAUUUUUCAGAAAUAGCAUAUUUUCAAUGGUAAUCAAAAAAAAAAAAAGAAAAACAUUUAUCGGUGUCGUCAUGGUGAUAUAGCCCGGGGGUCCGGGGUGUUUUUUUUUGUUGGGUGGGGGGGUAAACAGGAGUCUCCUUGGACAUUUUUAUACGCUCCUUGUAAAUAUUGAGUAUAGUAGGUCCACUCGACUCCCUGACACCACUUUCUCCACCUGGAAGCGUCCUCUCCACCUGUACAACAGCAACACACGCCCCCUCUUCACCAUGUUUGUAUGUUUUGUGGGGGGCCAGUUUCUCCUCCCGUGUUCAGGUCAUCCCGGCCGGUGAGGGUGGAGGUGCCACCGCCCGUGUGAGACGUCUCAGACCUCGUUAAUGCUGCAUGGAAGGGGGGUGUCCCUUCUGACACUGUCAAAUCAAUCAAUCAAUCACAAUAACCUUAUUUUUAACUCAAAUUAUUCUAGUUUUAUUUUUUACUGAAAUUGUUUAAAUGUUAUUUAUUAUUAAUGUUAGUUUUAUUUUUUUAAAGAAUCCUUUAUAUCAAAGAUUUAAUCUAAUAGAAGACUUUUAGGUCUAAAACAUAAAGCCUCUAUUUAUUUCUAUCACAUCAAUAUAAAGUAUAAUAACUACAACUUCUGUCCCCCAUAGUGAAGUGCAGCAUCAAUGGACACGUAGAUCCAAAGUAACGUGGCGCCACUUGAACCCUCUUCGUCCGCAGUCCCACAGGCCGAGACUUCACAUCAGAAGGGCAUUCCCCUCUGGCACCCUGGGGGGCUCUGACGUGGUGUAGCCGCUGGGAGAACCUCCUCUGUGUGUGUGUGUGUCUUCAUGUCAGGAUCUCGUGUGUUGUUUAAGAGUUUCACCUGUUCUUGUGACAUCCCCCCCCCCCCCCAUGCUCCCUCCCCUGGUGGAUUUUGCAUCAGCCCUUCUGUUGUCCUGACGUUGGUUCUAGAAGAGGGGGACGAUGAGAUUAACUUGGAGACCUUGUGAAAUGUGUAAAAGUUCUUUUUUUCUCUGGACUCUUUGGUCGGCUUUUCUUUGGAAUGGUCACUGCAGCACUUUCUGUAAAUCGGCCAAUAAAAACUUGUUUUGGAAUCUA
Molecule: messenger RNA, 2920 nt
Organism: Gasterosteus aculeatus aculeatus (three-spined stickleback)
Lineage: Eukaryota; Metazoa; Chordata; Actinopteri; Perciformes; Gasterosteidae
Source: RefSeq, a predicted model, not a curated record